AUGAGGAGCAACAGUUUGCUGCUGAGGAGAUCUCUUAAAUUGAAGGUCAUACCUGAAAAAGUAUGGGGUUGUGGGUCUUUCUUAAGAGUAUUGGUUUUAUUUGAUUUGAAGGGGAUUGAUAAGCUCAGUUCUUGGUGCAGGUUGAUCUCAAAUCUCUUGGUAGACUUGCCUGACACAGUUGGGAGUUUACGGAAUCUUGAGGCUCUGCAUCUGAGUAAUAAUGGCCUCAAAUCCCUUCUUUCGAUGUUAUUCGAACUGUGCACCCAGCUCUCGACUCUUGAUCUUCAUAAUACAGAAAUCACAAUUGAUAUUCUCAAUCAGUUUGAAGGGUGGGAAAGUUUUGAUGAGCGUCAUAGAUUAAAGCAUCAGAAGCAACUGGAUUUUAGAGUUGGAAGUUCUGGUGAAGUACUGCGUAGGUGCUUCUUUCUUGGUAGAGAAAUCCUGUAA
Papaver somniferum (opium poppy) is the source of this 447-nucleotide messenger RNA. RefSeq names its product plant intracellular Ras-group-related LRR protein 8-like. Gene Ontology annotation, molecular function: protein binding. NCBI's taxonomy places the organism in Eukaryota, Viridiplantae, Streptophyta, Magnoliopsida, Ranunculales, Papaveraceae. The transcript has 5 exons. The record is from RefSeq and is a predicted model, not a curated record. Bases 1 to 447 code for a protein of 148 amino acids.